Molecule: messenger RNA, 8808 nt
Organism: Halichondria panicea
Lineage: Eukaryota; Metazoa; Porifera; Demospongiae; Suberitida; Halichondriidae
Exons: 9
Coding region: 8326-8721 (131 amino acids)
Source: RefSeq, a predicted model, not a curated record
AAAAAUGAACUCUCCACUAGCGAAGGUUAACUACUCUCUAGGUUUAUCGUACUACCUACUAGCGAAGGUCACUUUUACUCUCCACUAGCGAAGGUUAAUCGUACUGUCCACUAGCGAAGGUCAAUCGUACUCUCCACUAGCCAAGGGUACUGUCCACUAGCGAAGGUCAAUCGUACUAGCGAAGGUCAACUCUCUACUAGCGAAGGUCAACUCCCUACUAGCGAAGGUCAACUCCCUACUAGCGAUGGUCAACUCUCUACUAGCGAAAGUCAAUCGUACUGUCCACUAGCUCGUACUGUCCACUAGCGAAGGUCAAUCGUACUCUUGUGAACUCUCUGGGCUUAGCAUGGCACAGAGCGUGGGCUUUCAACAGGCAACAAAGCCACAUACGGUGGAGUAGACAGUACGAUUGACCUUCGCUCGCUAGUAGAGAGUUGACCUUCGCUAGUGGACAGUACGAUAGUACGAUUAACCUUCGCUAGUGGAGAGUCUUCGCUAGUGGACAGUACGAUUAACCUUCGCUAGUGGAGAGUAAAAGUGACCUUCGCUAGUAGAGAAUCUUCGCUAGUGGAGAGUUCAUUUUUUCUAGUAAAAGCUCACCUAGCUAAAAACUUUUACCUAGGUAUGUAGGGGGGUGCUGACCUUAUAUUUGACCUUUGCUACACACCGAUGCUAUAUUAUAUUAAAGAGCCAUGCAUAGCCUGCUUUGGAAAGCAGGCACAACACUAGCCUAUAGUAGGUUACAGUUGAACAGUAAGUUGAGCUUGUUUGUGUGCUGUUGUUUGUGCCUCUACAUGUUCUAAUACAGUCAUUCCUACAGGCUACAUGUUCUAAUCUGGACUUCAAUCUGGCAAAAGAAAAAUAGUCCACUCAGCACUGAACAGCCCUAGAGUAGAACAUGGAAUUAUUGUAUUAUUAUAAACUAGCUACUACAACAAAUCCUACAUGUACUAGAAACAUCAGCACACAAAUAAGCAACCAUGCAGCUUAAUUGCUUACUGUUUAACUGUAGCCUACUAGGCUAGUGAGUCACUAGGACAUCUAGUGUUGUGCCUGCUGUCCAAAGCGGCUCUUUAAUAUUUAUAGAUAUAGAUAGUGUAGCAAAGGUCAAAUAUAAGGUCAGCACCCCCCUACAUACCUAGGUAAAGGUUUUUAGCUAGAAGGUGAGCUUUUACUAGAAAAAAUAAACUCUCCACUAGCGAAGGUUAAUCCUACUCUCUACUAGCGAAGGUUUAUCCUAGCGAAGGUCACUUUUUUAAUCUCCACUAGCGAAGGUUAAUCGUCUAGCGAAGGUCAAUCGUACUCUCCACUAGCGAAGGUUAAUCGUACUGUCCACUAGCUUCCACUAGCUCGUACUGUCCACUAGCGAAGGUCAUGUCCACUAGCAAAGGUUACUAGCGAAGGUCAACUACUAGCGAAGGUCAACUCCUUACUAGCGAAGGUCAACUACUAGCGAAGGUCAACUCCCUACUAGCGAUGGUCAACUCUCUACUAGCGAAGGUCAAUCGUACUGUCCACUAGCGAAGGUCAAUCAUACUCUUGUGAACUCUCUGGGCCACCGUAGCCACAGGAUGCCUACGCAUUGUAGACUUACUUCGCAAGUCUGGGGAUAAUUAUUAUCAUAGACGAUGGCUUUAAUACCUAGCAUAGUGAAGUCUGAAGACUAAAGGUCUAUCUUUGAGCCUAUCCUCAAGCCGUUAUUAUUGAGCAGUAGUCUAGUCUAGAAACAGUGUAAAAUGACAAUGUUGCAAGGUUGUGAUCUCAUGAGUACUGACAGAGUGACUAAACUAUACUAAUUUGUGUCAGUUUUCACAGGGGCACGAGCACCAAUGUCGAAUUUUCCAAUAGAUUGAAGAUCAAUAGGGUCCUGUUAAUUCCAUAGUCGUGUAAUCCUAUUGUAGUAGUAUUAGAGGUUCUGCUCCUUUUGGAAACUUUCUGGCAUGCAGUAGAACCAGCUCUAUAGUGGAUACGGAAAUAAUACCUGCAGAUAAGCAACAUUGUCUGCUGUAAUUUAAAACACUCGACUGGGUCGAACGUGAGGUCUUGAGAGUGGGAGCAUUGAGAGUGGGAGCACAUUGAGUUUGAUAAGGCGAGUCUUGUAGUCUGUAGUUCUGCUUUCUGCUGUAGUUCUACUGUAAUUAUCUGAGGAUAAAAUUGGUUGCCCUUGCCCUUCUAGUUUGCAUGGAUAGUGUGAUUGUUCCAGGGCAAUCUUCUUCUUCUUAUUAUAAUGACUUAGACUAAAACAUUCCUUCUGAUGACAUGAAGGGAUCUGUCAAUUUUGGCAUGUCAGAAGUAUUGCUGUGAGUUGUCCAGGAUCUGGAAUAGGUUCCUUCUUUGUCCAGGUCCUUUUGACAAGUGAGAUACAGUAGUACUUAGCCUUUCAUGCUUCAUCUUGUAGAGCUAACUUCUACAUACUGUGUUCUGUAGCUUCACACACUCUUUGCCUCUAGUUCCUGGUAAAUACGCUCUAAGUACUGUGUCACAGUGUGUGGGAGGACAGAUAUUGCGGUUUACUCUUGCCCACGCUCAAUUAAAUUUGGCUACAGAUCACAAGGCUUAGCGGGGCAGGCCUUCCUUUUACUUAGUGGCUUCCUUUUCAAUUAUUCCCGUAUGUUGUUAUAAAUAUUGUGACAAACAACAGAAACAAAAUUAUAACUGAAAACCUGCGAAGGAGGCUAAAAGAAGGGACACAAAGACUUGUAAAACGGACUAGACGGUAAGUGUUUUCAACAUUCCAUUAAUUCCGAUAGAAGCUUCAUACAAUAAAAAUUUCUUCUUGCUUUGUGGUUUUUGGCUGUACAAAAUGCACAAAAUAAUACAGCGAUGCGUUGGUGGGAAUGCUAUACCCUAAGGCCACAUGCUGAUGAACGGCCUCAGAAUGGUGCUGGAAGUCAACUGCAAGAUUCUCAUAGAUAAACCGAGGAACCGAGGGAUAGGCAACGCAUCACAUGAUGUAGGUAUGUGACGGGAGGCUUGAUCCCGAUAUCUGUGGGAAAUUCCUGAAUCACGUACAGCCCGAGACUACUGAUAACUACAUUGAUUUGUGUACCUAGGUUUCACAUGUUUAGAACUGCAUGUUUAGAACUGCAUGCACCGUAUAUUCACCCGAAUUACCGGGACACUCUAUUCUAAGGGACACUUCGGACUUACGUAAUUUUUUUUCACAAGGAAAUGUAAAUGUUUUUAGACGUCCCGAUCUAAUUACAGUAGACUCUCGUUAAUCCGGCCACCCUUGGGACUUGGCCGGAAUAGCGAGGUGGUCGUACUUCAGAUAAUUAGACCUUACCUCGAAUCUAAUCACUGAUUUGCAGUUCUGGUCUCGAGGAUAAUGAAAUCAUUCUGCUCUCUAUUUCAUUUUGCUCUCUAUUUAAGUGUAAUCCAAUUUUAUUUACUAAACCACACCCAAAACAUCAUAUCCGGCCGUAUUAUACAUAUAAAAUUACAUUGAAAACAUUAUUUGGGCACUGCCGGUAAACGGAAUAGCGAGUGGCUGUACUUCAGGGUGAGUUUUGUGCAGUAAACAUAGAGAUAGCCAAACCAAAUGGCCGGUAUAUCGAGGUGGCCGUACUUCAGAGAGCGAGAGUCGAGCAUGUUAUGUUACUGACGGUUGAAGACACCACUUUGUACACAGGAAAGAAUUACUACGGGACACCCUGUGUUAGUAGGUCCUACUCUCUUGUAUUAGUAAGGCUAGAUAGUUAGUUUCACACUUUGCAACAACUCAUCAUGAUAUUCACUUUAUCAAUUGCAAUUCUAAACAGAAAAUUGUAAUACUGAGAAUACUGACAAGUGAAAUAACGAUCAGUACCAUAUAGAAGUUCCAUCAGUGCAGGUUCCAACAUAUACCGCCGGCCAAAGAGAGUAUCGGAACUCUCUUCCAGAACUUGCCCGAAUAGUUACUACUUAGCCUCGAUUCAAGGCCAAUUAAAAUACGGCCUAUUGCAGGGAUGAUAGUGCGCAUGCAUUUCAAAUUACCCAGAAUAUGGGUAAUCGUACUACGAACGUAAAACCUUAGUAAAUUACACAGGAAAUUAUAGGCGCCAUUUUGUUCGCAAUGAUUUUACUUCCGGCCUGCUACUUUCCUUUUAUACCGCAAUUGCUUGCAACAAACGCGUACUGGAACUCCAGAUUCUGGAAGAAUCAAUUUCUUCUUUCUUGAGACCACAAAACACUACAAUGAUACCGUAAUAAAUACUUAUAAACGCGACAUUCUCACAAAUACUUUUAUGGUUGUGUUUUCAUCAUAAUUGUAAUGUCACCUGUAACAUGCUUAGUGGCAUCGGAUGGAUCAAUAAAGCCAGUACUUCCCAGGAGCUGUUGUUAGAGGUGUCGUUAGAGGUUAGACUCAGACAAAGAACAGUUCCUACUGGAUAUGCCACACAUAAGGGUAUAUGAAUGCAAUAUUAACUAAUUUACACUAUCACCUCUCAUGUGAUCUCUGUUAUGUUUGUUCUACUUACGUUUGUCAUGUGCUCUUGUGCAAUGUUCUAGAAAUCUCCAUGUCCAUAUCUGUGUCUCCCCAUGGUCUAUUUUUUAGUGUUGGUCUCUGCACCACAUGGAAUCUUAUGAGUAUUAAGUUGAAGAUCUGUGAGCCUAUAGCUAGUAUAGACUAGGUUAGGCUACUGUCUAUCUAAGAGAGAACUCAACAAUGUGGCAGGUAGAAAUGUUGAGAAGCUGAAAUCACAGUUGUUGGCAGCGUUUUGUAAGCCAAGGAAUCCCAUUUGAUACUCACCUUCAUGUGCAUCAGAUUACCGGUUAUGUCAGAGGGAAGAUGAGGGCAAGGUAAUCUUAUACUAAAACGCAAACGCACUACUCUCUUUUUUUCGAAUAUCCUAAGGCAAGGGCGUGUGCCUGGUGUAGGUGGAAAGGUUUUUUGAGGCACUGAAAGACAAAGAAGCUGGGUUAACAUACCCUGCUCUAACAGGGAUUAGAAAGCAGUCAACCCAGGGAAACAUGAUUACAAAGAAGAAGCGGUGGUACACACCUACUCCAUUUUUCAUUUCCGGUUCAUUUCGCAGUUCAACUACGCUUCUGCAGUUCACUUCGCAGUUCACUUUUCAGUUCACUUUGCAGUUCACUUUUCAGUUCACUUUGCAGUUUGCUUCUGCAGUUUAGUUUUUCAGUUCUCUUCUGCAGUUCACUUUUGCAGUUUUCUCUGCAGUUCAGUUCACUUCUGCAGUUCAUCACAAUAAUCACGUGACAUCACAUGUGCUUUAAUAAGAAACACCUGGAAACUAGGUCUAGCUUGCAAGCUAGCUUAAGCGCUUAGCCACAGGGGCGGAUCCAGGGGUGAUUUUGAGGGGCUGAAGCCCCCCCCUUUUGAAAAAACUACCAUGUGUUGUAGUCUGACUCUACAACAAUUUUGCCACCAAUUAUGCAUCUGUAGACUCACUUGAAAUCACUUGAGAGAUGCUAGACAACAGCUACUAGGAGUAUAAAGGAUCUAGGGUAGCUAGCUGGACGUACCUAGCUAGCUAGCUAGCUGUACGUACGUACGUACAUCUGACCAGUACAGUAUCACCAUAGUAUUAAAAGUAAGUGCAGAGGUCAACGUAUUCUACUCAUUAAUAUGAAAGUUCAAAGGUCAAAUCUUGCAAAAAAAUUCGCCUCCGGCGAGGCUGCCCUCUUACGGGGCUUCACCCUUUUCUAGCUAGCCCCCCCUUUUGUUUUUCCUGGAUCCGCCCCUGAGCCAUGAGCUCUAGCCUAGAAUUAGAAGCUAGCUGCCAAGAAAUUGAAGAUUGGGCUAUACAACAGAGCAUUUUGGAUGGGAAGGCAAGACAAACACAUGCGUAAUUAAAUUAAGUAUCACAUUUAUAAUACAUGCAGGAAGUAGAAAAGAUAUUUGGGAAAAAGACAACAUACGAAUGUUGAAGUGAGUGUAUUGAUAUAAAUAUUAUUCAUUUGCUUAAUGUAUUUAGCACUCUGCAGUCGAAAGUGUUAGCAUUUUUUAACAAAUGAACAGCACAAAAGCAUUUCUGAAUGUGCUUCCCCCAGCCCUACCACACAAUUCCACAAGGUAAAGUUAAGGGAUGCUUAGCAAUUGCUACUUUUUUUAUGUAGAGUUUCUCGUUCACAAUGGAUAUUCUGGUACCUGAGCUAGCGGUCAUGUUUAAGUGUAAGAUGGACAAUUAUGAAAAGGUCAUUUUGAAUUAAUUGAUAAUUGUAAUUACAUGAUUUUCUCCUCAGGCUCAAGCCCUGUGUUAUGAAGGCAUGCCAGCAGUGGGUUAUUAAAGUGCACAUGCGCAUUGAGCCACAGAUCCACGUGGAAUAUUAAAGUCUGUUGAGCUAGAGUCGAGUACGAGCUAGAGUCGAGUACGAGUGUACUAUUACAUGAGAGGCUAGCAAUAAAGCUGUAGAUCUAUAAUAACUACUGCAAGUGGAUCUAGUACAUAAUUAGUUAGUGAAACUCUUGAAGCCUUCCCUAGUCCUAAUACUACCCAACCAAGUCUCUCUAACCUGAGAUCUGUAUAUGCUGGGACAAGCAAUGGUAAAUUACAGCAAGGCCUAGUUGACAAGAUCAUUUCCAUAGUAGAUGUAGAUGUAUAUAUCUACUAUGGUACACAUAUUACAUUAAAAUUUAAAGAUGUAAGAGGUCACAGUCUAUGGUUUGUAUAGUCGCUACGUAUAGAGUCAUAUUCGUACAGGUUGAUUUUUGCCAAAUGAAGAUCACUAGAAGAUCACUAGAAUGGGGACAUACAAGCGCUCUGGCUGUUACAUAGGGGUAGCAGUUAAUGAUGGUGACUCAUAUGACAGUGUGCCAGGCUGCUGCAUCAGCAAAUAAUCUAGAACCCCCAGAUGAAGGCUAGACUAUUUCGAUGUAAUGGCAGUUUAAUCCCUCCUGAUGUCACUUUCUCCACCCAAUUUGGAGAAAAAGUGUGGACCUGGAAAUCUUAUCGGGAUCAAGUUUGGUGUUGGCUAUGUUAUGGACGCAGAUACACCCAGUCCCAAAAGGUUGAGGACACAAGAUGAUGUUGUAAUUGGUGGUGAUAAUGUAUCUGUUCUGUACUGUGGUGAAAUUGGAGGUCAAGGGUUGGACACUGAUCACCUUCUAGAUAGACGUCAGGUUUACAAACACAUGCAUUGGAUUCACUGAGCAAUCUUCUCAUGGAAUGGAUUCACCUGUCCCAUUUUUCCCUGAGGAAAAUCAGUACAAGCUAGCCAAAGUGUGUAUAGGGUUAAGAUGUAUACUGAAUGUUGACAGUAAUGGACAAUACACACUUAAUGGAGACUCUGAUUCGGGGCUGUUUUGUGUUGUCCAUUACUCUCCCUGUGAAAGACACCAUACCCCUGUACUGCAUUGUCUCUAAACAUGGCUUGGAUGAUGUAUAUCAGUGGCUUCACGACCAACAAGCCAACACACCUGUUCUUUGGAUCAAUCUCCCUGGUGUAUAUUCAUGUUCAGUAACAAGGGAAAGUCGUGUGUGCAAGUCCAAUGCAAUUUCUGUGGAAUGGAAACAUGUUCAUCAAUCUGAUAGCCCACUCUUAGGAAGUUGUUCAUUAGGAAGAGUAUGCAACUCCAAUAGACUAUACAGGAGGAAUUCUGUCUGACCUACGUCACAUGACCACACAAAAAAACAUACAGCAGCUGUGAGUAGGUUGGACAGAGAGUGGAGUUGCAUACUCUUCCUAAUAAAGUGUAUGUAUGUACAUGCUGUAUGUACAUGCUUAUGAACAGUUUCAAGUACGGACGUCGAUGAGUACGGACGUCGAUGAUGAAGAAACAAGUAUAAGGGAUGAUGAUACCACCAAAUCUCCAAGCAGCGUCAUUGGUGUUUCAAGUAACGAGAGUGAAAGGGGUGAUGAUGAUAACACCAGCAGCUUCAUUGGUGGGUGUAUAGGGUCUAUAGGGUCCAUGGUUUACAGUCACGAUGCACUGAAGAAGGCCUCCAACUCGUUCCCCCCAGAGUCAUUAAUAGGAAAAGGUGGAUUUGGAUCAGUGUAUAAAGGGAACCUAAGAAAAUGCCCAGUUGCCAUCUCUGUAAAAUGUUUACACACACAAUUAAUUAUAUAAGCGUGGCAUUAAGAUGCUUCGUGCCACAACAAAAUGUCAAAUGAGCUCUGAGUAGAUUUCGUCACCCAAACAUACUGCCUUUAAUGGGGUACUGUUUGGAGCCUCGGUGCCUUGUGUUUCCUUUCAUAAUGCGUACGUUGGUUGUGGUGAAGUGCUUAAGAAUGUUUAUGCAUGUCUAUCUUUGUAAAGGUCUAACAUCCUACUUGAUGACAAACUAAAUGCCAAAAUUAGCGACUUUGGUUUCAGUAUUCAGUUGCCACAGUCAGUAAAUAGAACUACGCUGAUUACAGCAACUGAUUUCUUACCUGGCACACAUGGCUACCGGCCUCCAGAAUUCUCUGACUGUAAAUAUAGUGUCAAGAGUGAUGUGUACUCAUUUGGCGUGGUAUGAUUGUCAAUUGUCCACCUGCAUUAUUUAUUCAUUCCAUCUUUUAUCACGACAGGUGAUUCUUGAGACAUUCACUGGCCUCUCAGAUGACAGGGACGCAGCUAACCUGGUGGAUCAUGUGGAGGACGAGUGCCGAGAUGUUACUUAUUUCAAAGCCAUAUCUGACAAGAAGGCAAUGGAGUGUACAGAGGAUGUUUUAAUGGUCUUUUUUCAGACAGUCAAAAUGUGUGUAUCAAGAAUUCCCAAGAAGAGAGCAUCAAUAAACACAGUUUAUGAUCAAUUCCGUGACACUCUUACAAGUAUGACUAAUUCCCCAGCUUAGCCAUUUCAAUGAACAUACCAUACCAUAACUUGAUUCAAUUCAUUUGUACUUAAUUUAUUCGUACUCUAAUUCAUUCGUACUCACUUA